GCGGACUCAGCACCGCGGGUCCCUGCGCUGUCUGCACAUGCGCGACGGCUCUGUUCCUUCUUCCUCCACUUCAGUGGGUUCUGCCGUCCGGGGAGCCGCUGCCGCCGCCGCCGCGGAGUCGGGAAGUUCAAGAUGGCCGCCGCGGAGGCCCCGUCGCUGCGGGAACAGCCGGAGAUGGAGGAUGCUGAUAAUUCUGAAAAGAGUGUGAAUGAAGAAAAUGGAGAAGUAUCAGAAGACCAAUCUCAAAAUAAACACAGUCGUCACAAAAAAAAGAAGCAUAAACACAGAAGUAAACACAAGAAACAUAAACAUUCCUCAGAAGAAGACAAGGAUAAAAAACACAAACACAAGCAUAAACAUAAGAAACACAAAAGGAAAGAGGCUGUUGAUGCUUCUGACAAAGAAGCUAUGUCUCCAGCAAAAAGAACUAAACUUGAUGAUUUAGCUUUGCUAGAAGACUUGGAAAAACAGAGAGCUUUGAUUAAAGCUGAACUUGAUAAUGAGUUAAUGGAAGGCAAGGUCCAGUCUGGGAUGGGGCUCAUCCUACAAGGUUAUGAGUCUGGCUCUGAGGAAGAAGGGGAGAUCCAUGAAAAGGCGAGGAAUGGAAAUAGGGCUAGUACUAGAUCUUCAGGUACAAGGGGAAAACUUGAACUUGUGGACAAUAAAAACAGUACAAAAAGGCGAAGUAAAAGCAGAUCCAAAGAACGGACUAGACACAGGUCGGAUAAAAAGAAAAGUAAGGGAGGUAUUGAAGUGGUUAAAGAGAAAGCGACUAGGAGCAAGUCAAAGGAAAGGAAAAAAUCAAAAAGUCCAUCCAAAAGAAGUAAAUCUCAAGAUCAAGCAAGAAAAUCAAAAUCUCCUACCCUGAGAAGGCGGUCUCAAGAGAAAGUUGGGAAGGCCAGAUCUCCUACCGAUGAUAAGGUUAAAAUCGAAGACAAAAAUAAGUCAAAAGAUAGGAAAAAAUCGCCAAUUAUAAAUGAGAGUAGAAGUCGUGAUCGAGGUAAAAAGUCAAGGUCCCCAGUUGACUUACGAGGUAAAUCCAAAGACAGAAGAUCAAGAUCCAAAGAAAGAAAAUCCAGACGCUCUGAAAUUGAUAAAGAAAAGAAGCCAAUUAAGUCGCCCUCUAAGGAUGCUUCAUCUGGGAAAGAAAACAGGUCCCCCAGCAGAAGACCUGGUCGCAGUCCUAAGAGAAGAAGUUUGUCUCCGAGGCCGCGCGAUAAGUCAAGGAGGAGUAGGUCUCCACUCAUCAAUGAUAGGCGGUCCAAGCAGAGCAAAUCCCCGUCUCGGACUCUGUCUCCAGGUAGAAGAGCAAAGAGCAGAUCCUUAGAACGAAAACGAAGGGAACCCGACAGGAGGCGGCUCUCUUCUCCAAGAACACGACCUCGAGAUGAUAUCCUGAGUAGACGCGAAAGAUCCAAGGAUGUCAGCCCGAUCAAUAGGUGGUCUCCAACCCGAAGAAGAAGCAGAACCCCCAUUAGAAGAAGGUCUCGCUCCCCACUCAGGCGAAGCAGGUCUCCUCGGAGAAGAAGCAGGUCUCCUCGGAGAAGGGACAGAGGUCGGAGGAGCAGAUCUCGCUUGAGAAGGCGGUCCCGGUCGCGCGGAGGGCGUAGGCGGAGGAGCCGGAGCAAAGUAAAGGAAGACAAGUUUAAAGGAAGUCUGUCUGAAGGGAUGAAAGUGGAGCAGGAGUCGUCGUCUGAUGAUAACCUGGAAGACUUUGAUGUAGAGGAAGAAGAUGAAGAAGCCCUGAUAGAACAGAGACGAAUACAACGGCAGGCGAUUGUGCAGAAAUACAAGUACCUUGCUGAAGACAGCAACAUGUCUGUGCCGUCUGAACCCAGCAGCCCCCAGAGCAGCACUCGGACACGAUCGCCCUCCCCGGACGACAUCCUGGAGCGCGUAGCUGCCGAUGUCAAGGAGUACGAGCGGGAGAAUGUGGAUACUUUCGAGGCCUCAGUGAAAGCCAAACAUAAUCUGAUGACAGUGGAGCAGAACAAUGGUUCAUCUCAGAAGAAGCUGUUGGCGCCUGAUAUGUUUACAGAAUCUGAUGAUAUGUUUGCUGCAUAUUUCGAUAGUGCUCGUCUUCGGGCUGCUGGCAUUGGGAAAGAUUUCAAAGAGAAUCCCAACCUUAGAGAUAACUGGACUGAUGCAGAAGGCUAUUACCGCGUGAACAUCGGUGAAGUGCUGGACAAGCGCUACAACGUGUACGGCUACACGGGGCAGGGUGUCUUCAGCAAUGUCGUACGAGCCAGAGAUAAUGCGAGAGCCAACCAGGAAGUGGCUGUGAAGAUCAUCAGAAACAACGAGCUCAUGCAAAAGACUGGUUUGAAAGAACUAGAGUUUUUGAAAAAACUGAAUGACGCUGAUCCUGAUGACAAGUUUCACUGUCUGCGGCUCUUCAGACACUUUUACCACAAGCAGCAUCUUUGUCUUGUGUUUGAGCCUCUCAGUAUGAAUUUACGAGAGGUGUUAAAAAAAUAUGGUAAGGAUGUUGGUCUUCAUAUUAAAGCCGUCAGAUCAUACAGUCAGCAGUUGUUCCUGGCAUUGAAACUCCUUAAAAGGUGUAACAUUCUCCAUGCGGAUAUCAAGCCGGACAAUAUCCUGGUUAAUGAAUCAAAAACAAUUUUAAAGCUUUGUGAUUUCGGGUCGGCUUCCCAUGUCGCGGACAAUGACAUAACGCCUUAUCUUGUCAGUAGAUUCUAUCGUGCUCCUGAAAUCAUUAUAGGUAAAAGCUAUGACUAUGGUAUAGAUAUGUGGUCUGUAGGUUGUACGUUAUAUGAACUCUAUACUGGAAAGAUUUUAUUUCCUGGCAAAACCAAUAAUCAUAUGCUGAAGCUCGCUAUGGAUCUCAAAGGAAAGAUGCCAAAUAAGAUGAUACGGAAAGGUGUAUUCAAAGAUCAACAUUUUGAUCAAAAUCUCAACUUCAUGUACAUAGAAGUUGAUAAAGUUACGGAGAGGGAGAAAGUUACUGUCAUGAGCACCAUUAAUCCAACUAAGGACCUGCUGGCUGACUUGGUUGGGUGCCAGCGGCUUCCUGAAGACCAGCGUAAAAAAGUGCACCAGUUGAAGGACUUGUUGGACCAGAUCCUAAUGUUGGACCCAGCUAAGCGAAUUAGCAUCAACCAGGCCCUACAGCAUGCCUUCAUCCAGGAAAAAAUUUAAACGAGAUGAAGAAACUCCAAGGGUUUGAGUAAUUAAAUACAAAGACUGAAGAAAUUUCACAGCAGUUUAUUAAUGUAUAUAAACUUAUAAAUAUUUCUCCAGCAAAUUUGAGGAAGCAUGAUAUAUUUGAAUUAACUCCAAGGGUGAUAUUUCUUUUAGAAAUGUUAGUUAAUCUGUUUUGUGUCUUAUGUGAAAUUUCACUGUAGAACUGUUUUAUUGCCAAGACUGCACAGAAUUACAGUGCUAAUGUAUAUGGUUGCAGUUCACAUAAAAGACAAAAGCAUCUGUUAUGAAUGAGUAGUACUACUGGGUGGUUGACUUGUUGUUAGCAGACGUGGCUUCGUUUGGUCUCCGAUGCGAUGGCCAGCAUAAAUGCUGUUUAUAUUCACGUUUCCCUAGGUGUGUGUGUGCAGGCCACAGCAGCACGCCCUUGGUGUAGUCAGUGCCGAAGGGAGUCUGUUCCUUCUGAGCCUGCCUGCAGGGAUGGUCUCCUUGUAAAGCAGGGUGUGUCCAACAUUCAGUACACUGAAGGUAAGCUAACCCAUCACCAUCAUUGGUGUUUUAGGAUGUUAUUUUACUGGAGCAAUUGACAAAUAAGGAAUAUUAGCUUUGUGGCAGAAUUCCCUGCAUGUGUGAUAAUUGAUCUUGUUUUAUUUUUUGGCAUCGCAGCCGUGGCAUAGUUAACAGUUUCUGUUCUGUUCAUCACAUUUAAAAUUUGAAGAGUACGCGCUUGAUGGAUAGAGCGCCUUCAGUGUACUGUUUCUAUUAACUUUACUUUUUUAAAUCAACUUGCUAUAGACUUUAUAUACAUUUUGUUAAAUAUAGUUCCUAGUGACAUAGAAAUGAUGCGUAGUUUUCAUUUACUAAUUAAAAAUGUCGAGGCCUAAUUCUGACAGUCCUCAUAUUUAAAGGUUAGAUAGACAACAUAAUGAAAUUUUUAACUAUUUGUAUGUCAUUUUGAAAGUGUACUGCUUUAUGGUAAAAGUGUUUUUCAUUUGUUCAUUGUUUUCAUUAUUUGUGAUCAUGUUGUCUUUCAAUACAGGCAUAAACCUUCCACUCUUGAACAAAGCAGCUGCUUUUUAAAAGCGGUAAUUGCUUCUUUACCUUUUAUUUCUUUUGUAAAUGAAGCUUUUCUUUAAGGAUGUGACUUUAAAGUGUUGUCUAUUGCAUAAAACAGUUGACACUCACUUAUUGUAAAGUGAAGAUUGUUCUACUGCAUGUGACGUGGACCAUGCAGAUUUCUGUAUGUUCUCAGUAUGCAUCACUAGAUAAUAAAGUCUUUUGUGAACAAGGCAUUUGUAGCCAUUUUUAAAAGUUUUUGUCUUCAGAGCUGGUAAGUCAGGUAAACCAUAAGUAGUUACAAGCAACCUUUCAUUUGUUUUUCUGAAAGUCUUUAAUUAAAGUAUUAGUUGUUAAACUAUAAACUUAGCCAAAAGUUUAUCAUUUUAUUGAUAAUUCGGAUCCUAAUAAGUUCAUCAGAAAUCCCUACGAGUGUUGUCAGCUUGCAGUGUAGUGAGAUUGUUCCUGUAGGUUACAGGCCGCGAUUCAGGAUUUAACUAAUGUUUCUGCUAUUUUCUCACUUUUCCUUUUGAUGGUGCGGAAAGAGAAAAAGGAAAACGGGGCACAGGCCAUUCCACGCCUUCUCCAAGGGGUCUGAUUUGCUGAGACACCAGCUCCACCUUCUUAACAAGGUUAUUUCUGACAGCAUGUGUAGAUAAACACUUAGCAACAAUUUAAACAGAAUCAUGUAAAUCAGCUUGGUUUUGCAACACAGAAGAAUUCGUAUUUAACACAGCAGUGAGUUUUCAGAAGUGUAUGUAAUCUUUUCUGUUUGGGGGUAAACUAGUGGUUGUCUCCCUGAGGAAUAUGAAAAGCGAUCAGAUUUUAGGGGGUUUAAUAAUCUUUUUAAAUUGUAAAUGGGAUUUUUUUAUCCACCCAGGCACCUAAUUACAACCCGCAUGCACAUUUUGGUGCACUCAAGAAUGGAAAAUCAGAGUAGCAGCAUUCUGCUGGUGGGCUUUGCUCCAUUUAAAGACAUGGGAUGAACUGCACCAGGAAGGUGAUAGAUGAUAGAAUAAGCCACCUCUGAACCUACACCCCGUCUCUCCAUGGCUUAGACUUGCUAACAUAGAUGCAAGGCGAUUGUCGUCUUCAGGUAGACUGAAGCCUUUUAAAGAAGGCGUCCCAGUGCAGCUUUUCCACCUUAAUGAACUGGAUCGCGAUGUUUCCCACCAUUAGUUACUUUAUUUUGAUGACAGUGUGCUGCAUAUUCAAGUCUUGUUUAGUUAUUCGCACUUGAGAUAGUUAACAUUUUGAUGCUUCUGGUGAUUUUUAUGGCUUCAUUUUAUAUAAUUAUUUAAGUAAGUUAAUUUUCACUAGAAACAGUUCAUCUUAUACCUUCAAAACUGUUACCUGUUCUUUAAAAAACAAAGUUGCUUGUUACUUGUUCUUUGUGUUUUAGGUGCAGCUCAGUGGAAGAUGAUGGCAACCAGAAGACAUGAGCUAAGGUUUCUGUCCUAUAAAAGAUUAAAAAACCAAAAGAGAUUCCUGCAUUUAGUUUUUGUCUAAUUGUUUUCAGUUUUCAGCAUUAUGAUUUGGGUUUCAUUAGUGUUGGUAUUUAGAGUAGCAGUGCUGUGUGGUGUUCAUCUGUGAGUGCUUGUUUGCUCAUACUCUCUGCCUCUUCCCCCCCCCCCCCCAAAUUAAAACAGUGCUCAGAUGUUACUGGAGGAUGAGCGCCCAUGUAACACCUGGGUAUCAAGAUGGGCGCUGAGGUCUCCUGGGAAAAGACGGCCACUGACGUAGCUGAGCUGGAGGCAGAUGAAAAGGUGUUGAGCGUUGUUCAACCCCUGGGGUAGCUGUUCCCCGGCUGCCCCUCACCAACCUUGUUUUUUAACAAGUGUUGCAGUCAUGGUCUUAAAAUGGACGAAAUACUUAGAGCCAUUGUCAGUUUUUCCUCUUAAGGGAAAGGACAAAAGUGAUGCUAUUUUUUUAUAUUCCCAGAUUUAGCAUUCCUAGACUCACAUGUUUGAAGGGAGCCCUGCAAUCCAUGUUUUAUAUACAGAUACGUGAAUUUUUUUUAAAUUAGGAUUUGUCAUUUUGCCAAGGCAGAAAUUGGAAUUCUGUGUCCCCUUGGUUAAGACUGAGGUCUUUUAGUGAAAGAUCCGUCUCAAACUGCAUUCUGGUUUGAGAGGGAAUUCCUGUCAUUUAUGCUGUUAACGCUUCUUGGCAAAAAUGAUUCUAAGUGAUUGUCAGACUGAGGUGCGUAAUCUGUAGAUCUUAUUCUUGAAGGGCGUGAGAAAUGGGCUUGGAAUUGGGAGGUUUCUAAGCAAGGGGAGCAUCUAGUCAUAAGUGUGGCUCUCCUAAUGCGUGUGCUCACUCAGCACCUUAUUAGUAGCAUCCUUUUUCUUGAACCCCCAGUGACUUAGCUGAUUUCACUGUUUCCUCAAAAUAACUUCAUAUUUUAAAAUGUUAUGACUUUUUAACUUGACAUUAUAUUUGCAACUUUUUCCUAAGAAAAUACUCAGACACUUUUAUAAUGCAAAAUGUUUGUUCUCUCAUGGUAUGUGACAGACAGACGUAAGGUUCUCGGUUUACUUCCUUAUUUGCAGUCUCCCUGCGGAGCUCUCUACCUUUGUGGUCAUUUGUAGUAAGCAGAGCUAAAAUCUGGAAGAACUACCACGCAUAUUGAGAGUUAGGUCAAGCAGUUCAGGAACGCCCUUCCAGGUGUCUCAGUUAGGAAAGAAGCCAUAUAUCCAAGCGUGCCAUUUCCCUGGUCAGUCAGAGCGACACCGGUAGCAGGUGGGCCUCGUCAGGGUUUCUUUCCUGAUGGUAUCCUAGCUCAGCAUGUGUUGACCAUGAACUUGGUCACCCUGCUAGGUGGGAAGUCUUCCUUAAGAGUGUUCACGGCAAGUUCAUUGUGUUUUUUACAUGUCAGUAAUGCAAACUAAGUUGACUUGGAAAUGUUUCCAGUUAUUUUGCUUGGUAGAUGUUGUGGCAUCCUUAAUUUCUCUUCUCCUUCUGUAUGUAGGGUAAGGGAUUGUUCGGAAGAACCUUUCCAUUUAGUGAUCAAGAUGUGGACGCUGGUCUGUGAAAGUGCUCACUGUGUACCGUUUGUCCGUGGUAUUUAAACUGUAACUGGCAUUUCCGUAGCACAUGUUCCCCUCAACAUUUGGGAAACUUAAUAAAAUAUGCCUCUAGUUA
Molecule: messenger RNA, 7359 nt
Organism: Oryctolagus cuniculus (rabbit)
Lineage: Eukaryota; Metazoa; Chordata; Mammalia; Lagomorpha; Leporidae
Gene: PRP4K
Product: pre-mRNA processing factor kinase PRP4K
Biological process (GO): peptidyl-threonine phosphorylation; mRNA cis splicing, via spliceosome; peptidyl-serine phosphorylation
Molecular function (GO): ATP binding; protein serine/threonine kinase activity
Source: RefSeq, a predicted model, not a curated record